Molecule: messenger RNA, 2826 nt
Organism: Drosophila ananassae
Lineage: Eukaryota; Metazoa; Arthropoda; Insecta; Diptera; Drosophilidae
Exons: 3
Coding region: 188-2308 (706 amino acids)
Biological process (GO): nuclear migration along microtubule
Cellular component (GO): nuclear membrane
Molecular function (GO): lamin binding; actin filament binding
Source: RefSeq, a predicted model, not a curated record
AUCGAUAGUUACAUAGAGAUGUGCGAUAGUAGCAUAAUAGCCAUGCGGUAAGGAACCCGCGCAAAAAUAGGAUUCCGGCACCGGCGUCGCUUGAAAAUCUGGUUAAUAUUGUGUAGAAAACCAGAGCUGCAAGGAAGUAGCGUCCUGAAAACGUUCCUGGGCCUAGGUUCAGAAGGAUAAAGCAAAAAUGAUCGCACCGGUAAUUAUGCAAGCCGUCACUGGCUUGCCUCUUUUGGCCAUCCUUUUUGUAACCGCUCUGGCUAUCUUCAAGGGCUACAUGAACAUUCGAUCCCGCUACGACGCCCAUGUAAAUUGUUGGUUCUGCAAUGGGAACACUCGGGUGCCCUACCCAGAGCGGAAUAGCUGGAACUGCCCGCACUGCGACCAGUAUAACGGCUUUACCAAGGAUGGCGACUACAACCGCGACAUGACCUCGCAGCGGGACUGCAGCCAUAAUUCCGACAAGAGCCACUCGCAGGGUAGCUCCAGCAUAUGCGCCAACUCCUACUACGCCGACGUCCUGGCCACAAAUCCUGCACCCGCCCAGACCAACGGCCUGUGUGACCUUUGCAACGAGGCGCAGCGGCUCAAGGUGGAGAAGCUCUCCCAGUUCGAGCCAAAGAACGAGUCUCGAUUCGAACAGGAGCUCAAGGUGUACAGGGAGCAACUGGAGCAACAGUUCCGACUCUGCAGCAGCUGCGAGCGACACGUGAAUAAAGUCUUGCACGAGAAAAAAAAGAUGGUCCUAGGCUCCAAGUUCCUCAACUUUAUCAUCAAGGGAGCUGCGCUCCUGAAGCAGCCGCACUUCAACCGGCUCGCAAACGCCAAGCGGCAACAGAAACUGCGCUUCUAUCGCAUGGCGAUGACCCUGCUCACUUUGGGCAACAUAGUAUGCCUGCUCUGCCAUCUGCCGCAAGCCACCGGCGCCCAGUUCAAGUGGCUGCUGGGCGACUUCUUUGGAACGAUUAUGUUCAAAGUCUAUUCCCAUGGACUGGCACUCGUCCGAGUAUUGAUGGGCAGUGUGGGAAGUCUCCUGGAGAAGAAGGAGACCUCGGAGAAGCUGCUGCUCUACGCUAGAACCUUCGGCAAACUAUUGCUCUACUCGGUCGGCCUCAACCAGCAACAAAUCCAACAGGCCACAUUCGCCACAUGUUUCUCCAACCUAUACCCGUACGCCAUGCUCGCUCUGAGCUUCCUACACAAACUGAACGAUGGCCUCAAGUUUACACGGUUCACGGUUGUCCUGCUCAUGUGGAGUGCGUACGCGAAGAGCCAGGAUCUCGUGCCGCAUAUUGACGACGUGGUCUUCCUGCUUCUAGGCAGUGCGGUCACGCUGGUCCUGCUAUCCACGGGUCGCUCUAGUCGGCUCAAACACCCAUCGCCGGACGAGACCGCCGGAGAGAGCUUCCAUCGCCUGUGCGCCGAUGAGUGCAUCAGCGACGAGGAAACCCUCAGCCUCCUCAGCCAGCAGCUAAGUGGAUGCAGCAGCACUGUCGGAAACAAUAACAACAGCGCCAGUAACAUGUCCUUGCCAUCUGCGUCCGUUUGCAUGUCUCCGGCCCCGACGAUCUCGCCUAGGAGCGUCCAUAUGGCGCCGGCUUCAGUGCUCUCAUUGGGCGCACUUCGUCUGUCCAAACACCAGCAGCAGCAAGAACAGCAUCAUCAGCAGAACCUGGGAUGGCGCUCCAACUACGGAGGAAGUGGUGUUCCCUCGAUGAUAUUCCAACAGCAGCUGCAGAAGCCCCCCGCUGCAAGGCAGAUGGAGUCGCCUUGGUAUCGUCACUCGACCACCAAUCUCAGCCAGGGCCAGGCCUUUGCCAGAUCCACUCAGAAUCUAAUCAACCCCUCACGGCUGCCGAUGUCGAACCGGAAUCUUGGUGGGGGCGAUGUGAGUGCCUGGGUGGCGGCCAGCCAGACUAUUAACCAGGACCUAGGCACCGCCAGCCUGAUGCGGCAUUACGAAGAAAAGCAGCAGCAGCAGAUCUCGCGCACGUCCUCACAGUCAUCCGGCUUUGAGUCGCAGCCCGCGCGCAUGGAACCGCAGUGGGGAACCGCGGGGACUGCUCCGCCCAUGAGCGACUACGGAUGGCCCGAGCUCCGGGAGAGCCAGCGGAACCUAGUCGUGCCGCCUCUUGGCUCGCCGGCACCAACCCUAGCCUCUGAGUACCAGUUCUUCGGAAGAAGUAACGUGCAGCAGAUGCCGCUGCCUCAGCAGGCGCCUCCGUCACAGCAGAAGCCCCUGCAGCAGCAAUCGAUUCAGCCAGGCGAUCUACUCCGGAAGUGGAUUGAGAGCAGUCGGAAGAUGUGAGGCGUCGUGACCAGGAGGCAGAUAUGUCUGCCGAGAAGGCCCACUGAAGAAACUCGUGGUCAAUUAUUGACUUUUGAUAUAUUGGCCCUCGAGAAUUAAUUUAUUUCAAUUAGUAGGUUUAAUUUUUAUUUCGCCCAAAACAAUUGUGCAUACAGGAUCGGAGGCAUAACGCUUGUGUUCAAGGAAUGGUUCCCCACUGCCAAACUCAGGGUUUAACUAGACACUUGAAUUCCCAUUGACUAUGUUACUAUUUUAUAAUUAUAUUACGUCUCUGACACUAAGAUUUAGAAGUGUUAGGGUUCUAGGUACUCCAAAUCUAAGGAGAGGCUCUCGUGUUCAUUUUUUAAUUGAAAAAGACAAACCAACACAACAGUUUAACAAACGAACUUUUAUCAUACUAUACUUUUACUAUAAUCUAUAUAAUUUUUGGCUUGUGAUUAUUAACCCAAUUUUUUUUUAUUGGUAAUUUGAAUUUUAUGAAUUAAAUAAAUAUAUUCUUGUGUUAUGUAUUACUUUAA